Messenger RNA from Cynocephalus volans (Philippine flying lemur), 8023 nucleotides. It is a transcript of the gene TNC, whose product is annotated as tenascin C. The record is from RefSeq and is a predicted model, not a curated record. Gene Ontology annotation, biological process: regulation of cell adhesion. Lineage: Eukaryota; Metazoa; Chordata; Mammalia; Dermoptera; Cynocephalidae. Gene Ontology annotation, molecular function: protein binding. The transcript is spliced from 30 exons. Gene Ontology annotation, cellular component: perisynaptic extracellular matrix. Bases 301 to 7455 code for a protein of 2384 amino acids.
CACGCCUCUCCCGCGCAGACACGCGCCCCCGCCUCUGGUCGGCACAAAGACAGCGCAGCUGGGGGACGCCGGGGACGCCGGGGACCCCGCUCCUGCUCACCUCCGGGAACUUCUUCCACGGAGCUGGGCCACUCAAGGGUGUCAGCCUCUCCCACUCCAGAAAGAAAAUAAUUCUUUCAAGAAGAUUACGGACGACUGAUUUGGAUUCUGCUCUGUGCUUCUAAACCCCCAAUUCUGCUGAGAGUGAGACACCCAAGGACUCUAGAACCCCAGAAACACCCAGCAAAACCCUCCUCCACCAUGGGGGCCAUGACUCUGUUGUUGGCGUGCAUCCUCCUGGCUUUGGUUGCACUCCCUACCGAAGGAGGUGUCCUCAAAAAAGUCAUCCGGCACAAGCGACAGAGUGGGGUCAACCUCACCCUCCCAGAGGAGAAUCAGCCCGUGGUGUUUAACCACGUCUACAACAUCAAGCUGCCUAUGGGAUCCCAGUGUUCAGUGGAUCUGGAAUCAGCUAAUGGGGAGAAAGACCUGGCUGCACCGUCGGAGCCCAGUGAAAGCUUCCAGGAGCACACAGUGGAUGGGGAAAACCAGAUCAUCUUUACACACCGCAUCAACAUCCCCCGCCGGGCCUGCGGCUGUGCUGCUGCUCCUGAUGUCAAGGAACUCCUGAGCAGGCUGGAGGAGCUGGAGAGCCUUGUGUCUUCCCUGCGGGAGCAAUGUACCCUGGGAGCAGGCUGCUGUCUCCAGUCUGCUGAAGGCCGCCUGGACACCAGGCCCUUCUGCAGCGGCCGGGGCAACUUCAGCACUGAAGGAUGCGGCUGUGUUUGUGAACCUGGCUGGAAAGGCCCCAACUGCUCUGAGCCUGAAUGUCCAAGCAACUGUCACCUUCGAGGCCAGUGCCUUGAUGGGCAGUGUGUCUGCAAUGAGGGCUUCACCGGCGAGGACUGCAGCCAGCUGGCCUGUCCCGGCGACUGCAAUGACCAAGGCAAGUGCGUGAAUGGGGUCUGCGUGUGUUUCGAAGGCUACUCCGGGGCUGACUGCAGCCAAGAGAUCUGCCCCGUGCCCUGCAGCAAGGAGCACGGCACUUGUGUGGAUGGCCAGUGUGUGUGCCAGGAUGGCUUCGCCGGCGACGACUGCAAUGAGCCCCUGUGCCUCAACAAUUGCCACAACCGUGGGCGGUGCGUGGAGAAUGAGUGUGUGUGCAAUGAGGGCUUCACAGGCGAGGACUGCAGUGAGCUCAUCUGCCCCAAUGACUGUUUCGACCGGGGCCGCUGUGUCAAUGGCACCUGCCACUGUGAGGAAGGCUUCACGGGCGAGGACUGUGGCAAACUCGUCUGCCCCAACGCCUGCCACGGCCAGGGCCGGUGUGAGGAGGGACAGUGCGUGUGCGACGAGGGCUUCGCUGGCAUGGAUUGCAGUGAGAAGAGGUGUCCCGCCGACUGUCACAACCAUGGCCGCUGCGUCAAUGGGCAGUGUGAGUGUGACAAUGGUUUUACAGGAGCUGACUGUGGACAGCUCAAAUGUCCCAACGACUGCAGCGGCCAGGGCCACUGUGUCAAUGGGCAGUGUGUGUGUGAUGAGGGCUACACUGGGGAGGACUGCAGCCAGCUUCGGUGCCCCAGUGACUGUCACAGCCGGGGCCGCUGUGUCCAAGGCAAGUGUGUGUGCGAGCAAGGCUUCAAAGGCUAUGACUGCAGUGAAAUGAGCUGCCCCAAUGACUGUAACCAGCACGGCCGCUGCGUGAAUGGCAUGUGCAUCUGUGAUGAUAACUACACUGGGGAAGAUUGCCGGGAUCUCCGAUGCCCCAAGGACUGCAGCCACCGGGGCCGCUGCGUGGACGGGCAGUGCGUGUGCGAGGACAGCUUCACUGGCCCCGACUGUGCAGAACUCUCCUGUCCCAGUGACUGCCACGGCCAGGGGCGCUGUGUGAACGGGCAAUGUGUGUGCCAUGAGGGCUUCAUGGGCAAAGACUGCAAAGAGCGAAGGUGUCCCGAUGACUGCCAUGGCCGGGGCCGCUGCGAGGAUGGCCAGUGCAUCUGCCAUGAGGGCUUCACAGGCCCAGACUGCGGGCAGCGCUCCUGCCCCAAUGACUGCAGUCACUGGGGACAGUGCGUCUCGGGCCGCUGCAUCUGUAACGAGGGCCAUGCUGGGGAAGACUGCUCGGAGGUGUCCCCUCCCAAAGACCUCAUUGUGACGGAAGUGACGGAAGAGACCGUAAACCUGGCCUGGGACAAUGAAAUGCGGGUCACAGAGUACCUUAUCGUGUACACGCCCACCCAUGCAGAUGGCCUGGAAAUGCAGUUCCGCGUGCCAGGGGAUCAGACGUCCACCACCAUCAGGGAGCUGGAGCCUGGCGUGGAGUACUUUAUCCGCGUGUUUGCCAUCCUGGAGAACAAGAGGAGCGUUCCCGUCAGCGCCCGGGUGGCCACGUACUUGCCUGCACCUGAAGGCCUAAAAUUCAAGUCCAUCAAGGAAACAUCUGUGGAAGUGGAGUGGGAUCCUCUAGACAUUGCUUUUGAAACGUGGGAGAUUAUCUUCCGGAACAUGAAUAAAGAAGAUGAGGGAGAGAUCACCAAAAGCCUGAGGAGGCCAGAGACCUCUUAUCGGCAAACUGGUCUAGCUCCCGGGCAAGAGUAUGAGAUAUCUCUGCACAUCGUGAAAAACAAUACCCGAGGACCUGGCCUGAAGAGAGUGACCACCACCCGCUUGGAUGCCCCAAGUCAGAUCGAGGUGAAAGAUGUCACAGAUACUACUGCUUUGAUCACCUGGUCCAAGCCCCUGGCUGAGAUCGAUGGCAUUGAGCUGUCCUAUGGCAUCAAAGAUGUGCCGGGUGACCGCACCACCAUCGAUCUCACACACGAUGAGAACCAGUACUCCAUCGGGAACCUGAAGCCAGACACCGAGUACGAGGUGUCCCUCAUCUCCCGUAGGGGCGACAUGUCAAGCAACCCAGCCAAAGAAACCUUCACUACAGGCCUUGAUGCUCCCAGGAAUCUCCGCCGUGUCUCCCAGACAGACAACAGCAUCACCCUGGAAUGGAGGAAUGGCAAGGCAGCCAUUGACAAUUACAGAAUUAAGUAUGCACCCAUCUCUGGAGGUGACCAUGCUGAGGUCAAUGUCCCAAGGAGCCAACAAACCACAACCAAAACCACACUCACAGGUCUGAGGCCAGGAACUGAGUAUGGAAUUGGAGUUUCUGCUGUGAAGGAGGACAGGGAGAGUGAUCCAGCGACCAUCAAUGCGGCCACAGACUUGGACGCACCCAAGGACCUUCGGGUUUCUGAAACUACAGAGACCAGCUUGACCCUGCUCUGGAGGACACCAUCAGCCAAGUUUGACCGUUACCGCCUCAACUACAGCCUCCCCACGGGCCAUUCGGUGGGGUUGCAGCUUCCAAAAAACACCACCUCCUAUGUCCUGAGAGGCCUGGAACCAGGACGGGAAUACACCAUGCUCCUAACAGCCGAGAAGGGCAGGCACAAGAGCAAGCCCGCACGUGCGAAGUCAUCCACCGAACAAGCCCCUGAACUGGAAAACCUCACCGUGACUGAGGUUGGCUGGGAAGGCCUCAAAAUCCACUGGACCGCAGCUGACCAGGCCUACGAGCACUUUGUCAUUCAGGUGCAGGAAGCCAACAAGGUGGAGGCAGCUCAGAACCUCACAGUGUCCGGCAGCCUCCGGGCCAUGGACAUCCCAGGUCUCAAGGCUGCCACCCCUUAUACAGUCUCCAUCUAUGGGGUGAUCCAGGGCUAUAGGACACCAGUGCUCACUGCUGAGGCCUCCACAGGGGAAACUCCCAGUUUAGGAGAGGUCACGGUGGCCGAGGUGGGCUGGGAUGCCCUCAAGCUCAACUGGACUGCUCCGGAAGGGGCCUAUGAACACUUUUUCAUUCAGGUGCAGGAGGCUGAUACGGUAGAGGCAGCCCAGAACCUCACGGUCCCAGGAGGACUGAGGUCCGUGGACCUGCCUGGGCUCAAAGCAGCCACUCGUUAUAACGUCACCAUCCGUGGGGUGACUCGGGACUUCAGCACAACCCCUCUCUCUGUUGAAGUCUUGACAGAAGAGGUUCCAGAUCUGGGAAACCUCACAGUAACUGAGGUUACCUGGGAUGCCCUCAAACUGGACUGGACCACACCAGAUGGGACCUAUGAGCAGUUUAUCAUUCAGGUCCAGGAGGCUAACCAGGCGGAAGAGGCUCACAAUCUCACAGUUCCUGGCAGCCUGCGCUCCGUGGAAAUCCCAGGCCUCAGGGCCGGCAUUCCUUAUACAAUCACCCUGCAUGGCGAGGUCAGGGGCCACAGCACUCGACCCCUCGUUGCAGAGGUCAUCACAGAGGAGCUCCCCCAGCUGGGAGACUUAGCCGUGACUGAGGUUGGCUGGGAUGGACUCAAACUCCACUGGACCGCAGCUGACCAGGCCUUCGAGCACUUUGUCAUUCAGGUGCAGGAAGCCAACAAGGUGGAGGCAGCUCAGAACCUCACAGUGUCCAGCAGCCUCCGGGCCAUGGACAUCCCGGGCCUCAAGGCUGCCACCCCUUACAGAGUCUCCAUCUAUGGGGUGAUCCAGGGCUAUAGGACACCAGUGCUCACUGCUGAGGUCUCCACAGCUGAAGAACCUGAAAUUGGAAACUUAAAUGUUUAUGACAUAACUCCUGAGAGCUUCAAUCUCUCCUGGACAGCUACCAAUGGGACCUUCGAGAUCUUUACCAUUGAAAUUAUUGAUUCCAAUAGGUUGCUGGAGACAGCAGAAUAUAAUAUCUCUGGUGCUGAACGAACUGCCCACAUCUCAGGGCUUCCCCCUAGUACUGAUUUUACUGUCUACCUCUCUGGUCUUGCUCCCAGCAUCCGAACCAAAACCAUCAGUGCCACAGCCACCACAGUAGCUGAACCUCUCCUUAGCCACCUCACUGUCUCAAAUGUGACCUGGGGCAGUGUGUCCAUCUCGUGGAAAGCUCAGGAGACUGCCUUUGAUAGCUUUCUUAUAGAAGUUAGUAAUUCUGAUCAAUCCCAGGAGAUGGUGGUGCAUUCUGUGCCUGGGGCAUCUCGCAGCUCUGUCAUCACCAACCUCAAAGCUUCUUCUAAUUACACUGUCCACCUUCAUGGGCUGAUUGGCGGACAGCAUGCUCAGACCCUGAUGGUCCAAGCAACCACAGAGCCAGAGCCACAGUGGGGCACGCUAAUCCUUAGCAAUAUUACUCCCGACAGCUUCAAUGUCUCAUGGACCACUCGAGCUGGGCUUUUUGCAAAGAUUGUUAUCAAUGUGAGCGAUGCCCACUUGCUGAAUGAGUCCCAGCAGUUCACAGUCUCAGGAGAUGCACAGCAAGCUCACAUCAAGGGCUUGGUGGAGAAUACUGGCUAUGACGUUAGUGUGGCUGGGACCACCAGGGCUGGGGACCCCACCAGACCCCUCACUGCCUUUGUCAUUACAGAGGCCCUGCCCCUUCUGGAAAACCUAACCAUUUCCGACAGUAAUCCCUACGGGUUCACAGUUUCCUGGAUGGCAUCGGAGAAUGCCUUUGACAGCUUUCUAGUAACGGUGGUGGAUUCUGGGAAGCUGCUGGACCCCCAGGAAUUCACACUUUCAGGAACCCAGAGGAAGUUGGAGCUUAGAGGCCUCAUAACAGGCAUUGGCUAUGAGGUCAUGGUCUCUGGCUUCACCCAAGGGCACCAGACCAAGCCCUUGAGGGCUGAGAUUGUGACAGAAGCUGAACCAGAAGUUGACAACCUUCUGGUUUCAGACGCCACUCCCGACGGUUUCCGUCUGUCCUGGACAGCUGAUGAAGGGGUCUUCAACAGUUUUGUUCUCAAAAUCAUAGAUGCCAAAAAGCAGUUUGAGCCACUGGAAAUAACCCUACUUGCCCCUGAACGUACCAGGGACAUAACGGGUCUCAGAGAGGCUACUGAAUAUGAAAUUGACCUCUAUGGAAUAAGCAGUGGAAGGCGAUCCCAGCCAGUCAGUGCGAUAGCAACAACAGCCAUGGGCUCGCCAAAGGAAAUCAUUUUCUCAGACAUCACUGAAAACUCAGCCACUGUCAGCUGGAUGGCACCCACUGCCCAGGUGGAGAACUUCCGGAUUACCUAUGUGCCCAUUACAGGAGGUACACCCUCCAUGGUAACUGUGGAUGGAACAAAGACUCAGACCAGGCUGGUGAAUCUCACACCUGGGGUGGAGUACCUUGUCAGCGUCAUUGCCAUGAAGGGCUUUGAGGAAAGUGAACCUGUCUCAGGGUCACUCACCACAGCUCUGGAUGGCCCAUCUGGCCUGGUGACAGCCAACAUCACUGACUCGGAAGCCCUGGCCAUGUGGCAGCCAGCCAUUGCCACCGUGGACAGUUACGUCAUCUCCUACACAGGGGAGAAAGUGCCAGAAAUUACACGCACAGUGUCCGGGAACACAAUGGAGUAUGCUCUGGCCGACCUGGAGCCUGCCACAGAAUAUACACUGAGAAUCUUUGCGGAGAAAGGGCCCCAGAAGAGCGCAACCAUCACUACCAAGUUCACAACAGACCUCGAUUCUCCAAAAGACUUGACUGCUACUGAGGUUCAGUCAGAAACAGCCCUCCUCAGCUGGCGACCCCCCCAGGCAUCAGUCACUGGUUACCUCCUGGUCUAUGAAUCUGUGGACGGUACAGUCAAGGAAGUCGUUGUGGGUCCAGAAACUACCUCCUACAGCCUAGCAGACCUGAGCCCAUCCACCCACUACACAGCCAAGAUCCAGGCACUGGAUGGGCCCCUGAGGAGCAAGCUGACCCAGACUAUCUUCACUACCACUGGACUCCUGUACCCAUUCCCCAGGGACUGCUCUCAAGCAAUGCUGAAUGGAGACACGACCUCUGGCCUCUACACCAUUUAUCUACAUGGAGAUAAGGCUCAGGGGCUGGAAGUCUUCUGUGACAUGACCUCUGAUGGGGGUGGAUGGAUCGUGUUCCUGAGACGCAAAAAUGGACACGAGGACUUCUACCGAAACUGGAAGGCCUAUGCUGCUGGAUUUGGGGACCGCAGAGAAGAAUUCUGGCUUGGGUUGGACAACCUGAGCAAAAUCACAGCCCAAGGGCAGUACGAGCUCCGGGUGGACCUGAAGGACCGCGGGGAGACAGCCUUCGCCGUGUACGACAGGUUCAGCGUGGGAGACGCCAAGACUCGCUACAAGCUAAAGGUGGAGGGGUACAGCGGGACAGCAGGUGACUCCAUGGCCUACCACAAUGGCAGAUCCUUCUCCACCUUCGACAAGGACACAGACGCAGCCAUCACCAACUGUGCCCUGUCCUACAAGGGGGCUUUCUGGUACAGGAACUGUCACCGUGUCAACCUAAUGGGGAGAUAUGGGGACAACAGCCACAGUCAGGGCGUUAACUGGUUCCACUGGAAGGGCCAUGAACAUUCGAUCCAGUUCGCUGAGAUGAAGCUGAGACCCAGCAACUUCCGAAAUCUCGAAGGCAGGCGUAAACGGGCAUAAACUCCAGGGACAACUGGGUGAAAAAGGAGUAGGGCCCAGAGAAAGGACAGGAUUUUACCAAAGGAUCAGUGCAACCAGCCUCACCAUCAGUCCACACCUGGGCAUUUGGCAGGUGUCAAGGUUGACCAUGGCUUACUGGGGCCAACAGCAACACAAGGGCCUCAUCUACUCUGUCAUUACGUCCUUCGCGCCAAAGACAUCAGUCUCCAGCAGGUUUCUGUUCACUGUGAGAGUCAGCAAAUAUCUUCCUAGUGACAGCAUCACAGUGGUUUUCUCUUCUCUUGAGUGGCUCUGGGAAUGGGAGAGGGGGUAGGCUGUACAGUGGUAGUUUGUUUUAGAACCUGCCAUAUUUUACACAAAGCUGUAUAAUUAAUUAUCAUUAUUUUUGUUCGUAAAGAUUAAAUGUGUCAUUGGAAGCCGUCCCUUUUUAUUUUUUACAUUUCAAACAACAGAAACCAGAAAAGCAAUACUGUUUCAGUUUUAAGGAUAUGAUUAAUAUUAUUAAUAUAAUAAUAAUAAUGAUGAUGAAAACUAAAGAUUUUUAAAGAGAUCUUCCUUUCCAAAACAC